AUGUUAAGAGGUCGGGUAUGCUGGGAUUCGCGAAGAGCAGCACCUUACGAUGUUCAUUACCAAUCGGAUCCUGACGUAUCAGUAGGUACCAGAGGAGAUCGCUAUGAUCGUUACUGUAUCCGUAUUGAAGAGAUGCGACAAAGUCUGCGGAUAAUUUUCCAAUGUCCUAAUAAAAUGCCUAGUGGCAUGAUCAAAGCCGAUGAUCCCGUUUCUUUUCCCGUCCCCCCGCCCCGGCAUAGCGCUUCGCUUCCGGUUCUUCGGAAGAAUCAACUAACUUCUCCCUUCUUCAUUGAUCUGGGGGAAAAGGAACCGUCUACCAGUUGGCAAGCUAGACAUCAAGUAAACGGCUUGAUGAGGAUAACUAAGCUGACACGCCGGAGUUGGCUGCUGGCACAACAGGGUGGUGCCUUACCGCACCGCAGGCGAACGCGCGGUAGCGUUCGUGGUGGUGCUUCAGGAUUCCAAUGUAGUGCGUCCAAGAUCAGAACGAGCUUGCCGGCGGACCACUGCCGUCCCAUUCUUGAGUGA
Molecule: messenger RNA, 528 nt
Organism: Lathyrus sativus (Indian pea)
Lineage: Eukaryota; Viridiplantae; Streptophyta; Magnoliopsida; Fabales; Fabaceae
Source: the annotation of a GenBank genome assembly